AUGCUGUGCUGUGGAGAUCGUGAAAAGGGAAGCUUCUCUGAGGAGAAAUGGGACCAUGUGAAUAUCGGUGAUUUCAAGUCCGAAUCGUGUCUGGCUGUUUUCUCGUACAUAUGGCUGUGGAUAUUCCUUAUCGUGUCGCUGGCUGUGUAUGGAGUGGAUACAUUUACUGCCGUCAAUCUCCUGGCGUUCUCUCGAUGGGCUGGUCAAAUUGAGCCUGCCAUUCCUUUCAAUGUGUCGAGAUGGAUUUUCGCCAUCUGUAUCAUCAUCUCUUUCGUUUUGCUGGUUUUUCGAUGGGCACGUGCCAUCCGUGCCAUCCGCUCCAGAAGCAUUGCACAAAGUUACUUGGACUCUCUUGCCAUGCGUGUUCAGAGUAUUCGCAUGGGGAAGAAGGGUCGUGGAUGGAGAAGGUUCCUGGUUUUCGCUGAGUUGACCAAGAGUAAGAAAGGAGCCGAGUACGUUGCUCUGUUUGCGUACUUUUCUUUUGAGUCCUGGAUGAACACCGUUUUUGCCGAUGGACCACGCCAAGUCGUCAAUGCCAUUACGCUUUAUUCGGUCAUGCAAAUGAACUUGCUACCUGGGGGAGAGAACGCGUCGAGCGAAGGCGGCUCUGGGGCCUCGCAAUUCUUCAAUAAUAUCAAGAUCAUGGCAGAAGAUAACGACCGGCAGGCUGUAGUCCUGUUCGGUAUGCUGUUCACACUUGUCAUUUGGGUAUUGUCAGUGCUGAAGCUGAUGCUCGCUGUUGUCCUUUACCUCAUCUUCUUGUUCCACCAUAUCCCUGCGGAGGACGGCACUUUGAAGACCUACUGCCGGCGAAAGAUUAACAAGCGAGUUAUGCGUGUUGUGGGUGUAAAGGUCAACAAGGCGCUUGCCAAGGGAGUUGCUCUGAAGAAUAUGGCACCCACACAACCGAACUUGGGCGCGAAUGCUAAACCAACCUUGCCAUCCUUCGGAGGCACUGAUGCGGACAAGGGUCCCAUCGUCACUACGAUCUCUCGUAGCACUACGCAAACAACACUGCCGCCGUAUACUUCGCGCCCGGGGACAGCAGCUCCUGACCAGAACCCUACCCUGCCGGAAAUCUCAUGGUCUAUGGAGAAACCACCACUGAGCCGAACUACGACACAGACAUCGGCGUAUUCGGAAUCAGCUUCAAUGAGUGGAAGUGCCGCUACGGCAUACAGUCCUCUUGACCGUGGAUCUUCACCCGCACCACCGGUGCCCCCUUUGCCUAGCAAUAUUCCCACGUCUGCGACGCGUACGAAUACACCCAUGUCAAGACCAGGCACUACCCAGCCACGGUUUACUCCUGCUCCCCCGUCAUCCAUCAACGGGUCGGCCCGGGCGACUCCAGCAGCAGGAUAUCGAUACCAAAACGAAGCUCAAAAUCCAUAUGGUGCUUACCCGCCUCAGAACUCUCGAUCUGGUACUCCCUACCGUACCUACACGCCGGCGAAUGACCCUCAUGCACGAUCAAUGACUCCUGGAGUAGCUGUUUCCGAUACGCCAUCUCCUGCUCGAACCUUCUCUCCGGCUAGCCAUAUCGACCCUUACCAAGCUGGCUACAGCGAGAGGUCUUUUACUCCAGCCACUCAAAGUGCGACGCCUAGACCACCACCAAGCGUGAGCCCAGAUGCGUACACUGCAAGGUCGUAUACUCCAUACAACCCCAGCGCAACUCCUCAGCCCCAGCAGACCGGCUAUGCCGCGUUUAACCCGACAUUGAAUUCGAAUCCAGUCGAAUCUCGCAGCCAGACCCCCAGCUCGCCUGGAUAUGCCGCCUUCAACCCAUCAAAUAUUACACCUUCGAAUGACCACGGAGGACCAGCACCCGUGCGAGCGUACUCACCCCAACCGCCAUCGCAGCCUUAUGGUCGCUUCUAG
Aspergillus wentii DTO 134E9 is the source of this 1881-nucleotide messenger RNA. RefSeq lists its product as uncharacterized. Bases 1 to 1881 code for a protein of 626 amino acids. Gene Ontology annotation, cellular component: plasma membrane. Lineage: Eukaryota; Fungi; Ascomycota; Eurotiomycetes; Eurotiales; Aspergillaceae. The record is from RefSeq and is a predicted model, not a curated record. Gene Ontology annotation, biological process: potassium ion transmembrane transport. The transcript has 4 exons. Gene Ontology annotation, molecular function: potassium ion transmembrane transporter activity.